GAGUGCAGAUGAAUAUAUGACAUCGGCAAUGACAGUUCAGUACGAGUAUCGAAAAACAACAACACAUUAAUUGUUCGCCAAGCUAGGAGGGCUAGCACGGAAAAAUCAUAACUCGCAAUAAUCCGACCGAAAUACGAUGCAAAUCUGCGUGCCGGAGGUGUUCGCUGUCGAAUGAUGCGCUAUUCGGAAAUACCGCGCGACCUUGCCGAGAGACAAACGUGCAAAAGCAAGCUCGGUCGAGAGGCGAAAGCAGGCCGCAGCUUAUCGUCAACAGGCGGCCACAACGAAUCGUACGAUGGCGACGGUGAUGAUGGAUACGAGCGAUUCUCCUCCUCCUCCUCGGGGAACGUUUCGCAACAGCAUGUGGAGAAAACGUUGGACGGAAGCAUCGAUGCGCCAUUAAUCGAGGACGGCAAGCGAAAACCGGAACGGCAACGCGAUCGGCCACCGCUGGACGAUAAACACUUGUGCCAUAAAGCGACUGGAGGUUCGAUCGAAAGUCUCAACGAUGGGUGUACGGCAACGUCGUCAUUUAGGCCAUGGCAUAGCUAUUCGAAAAAAUCGUACAGCCUACCGCCGAACACGACGAUUAGCGACGUGGGCUCGAUCGUAUUCAGCUGCCAGCAGGUAUCGCCAGCCGAACUGGCCGCCCAGAUAACGCUGCUGGAUUUUCCCAUCUUCAACGCAAUUCAACCCGAGGAGCUGACCGGGUGCGGCUGGACGAAGAAAAACAAACAUACGCUAGCGCCGAAUGUGGUGGCCUUUACCAAGCGCUUCAACCAUACGACAUUUUGGACCGUACAGGAAAUACUCAAUGGCGUCAGUCCGAAGGAUCGUGCCGAAAUCAUCAGUCAUUUUAUCAAGGUGGCAAAAAAAUUACAUGACAUCAACAACCUUCACUCACUGUUUGCCGUAAUAUCUGCGCUCAAAAGUGCCAGCGUGCAUCGAUUAAAGGAAAGCUGGCUGCUGGUGUCCCGCAAAGAUCAGCAACAGCUGGACCGCUUAAGCGCGCUGUUCGAUGAGAGUGAUAAUUGGGCGGCAUUGCGAAAAUGUUUAAAUCAGUUCAAGCUUCCCGGCAUACCGUACCUGGGGAUAUUUCUGACGGAUAUUAUCUACAUCGAUCUAAUGCAUCCUAGCAAAUCGGGAGAGGAGAGCUAUGCACGUGAAUCCAAAAUGAACAACGUGCUGCGGGUGUUGUCUAGCUACCAAAGUUCGAACUACACGUUCAUCAGUCCAGUACCACCGACGCUUCGCUACCUGCAGUCGCGCCGGUAUAUCGACGAGCUUCAGAACAUAUUCGAGGAGGAUCAAUACAAGAAAUCUCUCAACCUGGAGCCCACUCCGGCGACCGCUUCAGCCACGACGUCGUCAGUCGGUACUGUGCGUUUAACAAAACCAAAAACGGACCAGAGUGAUAUUGGUAGCCGCAGUGCUAGAACUAGAACUUCUCUUGCCUUGCCCGAGAGCGAAGAUUCUCCAGAUGCACAUGCGCUAUGCACACCAAACACAAGCAGCCAGAACGCUAUUCAAACGGCGCGGCAGUUUGUGCCUGGCCACAGGAAAUGUUACAGCUUAGGGACGAACAUUUUUUAUCCUAGAUCUUCCGAACAAUCGAGCGCCUCCUCAUCGGCAUCGAGCAGCCGCCAGUCUAGGGCAGCGGACGGUUUGAGCAAGAUGCGCCAUUUGCUCGACGAUUCCUAUGUGGAAGCUAGGCGCGCAAAUAGCAUCGCUGUCACCGGUUCUACUGGGGGCGGCCAGUGCAGCAGCGAUCAUGAAUCGGACCACGCCACGGCUCUGCAGUUGGUCGAGCUGGAACCGAUAACGAGUGGCAAUUUGGUCGAAGGCUACCUGAAGAGGAAAACGGUCCUGAAGUAUGGUCGCAAACCGACCGUAGCAUCCUGGCAGCGAUACUGGGUACUGAUAUGGUCCAACACGAUGAUCUACUUUCCUCCCAAAACGUUUAAAGGCAACGAACGAAGCAACUUUAAGAAAGAACCAUCCAAAAUAUUCCCCCUCGAAGGAUGGACGGCCGAAGAGUCGGAUCUUCCGCUGCAGGACGAGUUCUUCCAGCUGGUAAACUACAACCAUGGCCACGCGUAUCGUUUCAAGUCCGGCUCGAAUGCGUCCGCCAACAGGUGGCUGGCGGCACUCAAGCAGGUGACCACCCCGAAACCGGCGGAACCACUAUCUAUCUCUUUGAAUCUGAUAUCGUUUGAAUAGCGAGCGCUGUACCUCUCCCUUCUUUCCUCCGCAUUGACUUUUUUGUUGGCAAACGGUUGCUUUUGAUAUUAUGCAUACGUAUGCCCUGGAAAGGACUGUGUCCACACCGGGGAGCUACGGAUACAUUUAGCAAGACUGGUUCAUCAUGCAUUGCGUGCAUUAUUAUUGCGCUCAGAUUAGAAGAAAGGAGGAGGCGUACACCAAUUGCUUUCCUUUUCCGCCUUUGCAAGUUUGUGUUUUCGUUUUGUUAGGCCGGUUGUAAAAAGGGUAAAGAUCUACGACACGGCGCCUCUGGUCGGAAAUUAAUGCUUUGUGCCUAGGUAUAUUUGUGAAUCGGUGGCGUUAAUCAAGCAGUAGUCGGUAGGUGUUAUGACCGGUAUCUCUUUUUGUUGUGGUAUUUUGAAAACCGUUUUCUCAAUCGUUUUACAAAUAGCAGAGUAGGGCGCUGAACCACAAACGAUAAUCACCAGCACCAGGAACAUUGUUUUCGCUGUAUGCAUGGUCGGUGUAACACAUUAUCAAGCUUAAAAGUACCAAUAAAGGUGUUUUCAAAAAUGGUUUAAAAAUA
Molecule: messenger RNA, 2788 nt
Organism: Anopheles stephensi (Asian malaria mosquito)
Lineage: Eukaryota; Metazoa; Arthropoda; Insecta; Diptera; Culicidae
Gene: RalGPS
Product: ras-specific guanine nucleotide-releasing factor RalGPS1
Exons: 7
Coding region: 172-2220 (682 amino acids)
Biological process (GO): positive regulation of GTPase activity; Ras protein signal transduction
Cellular component (GO): plasma membrane
Molecular function (GO): guanyl-nucleotide exchange factor activity
Source: RefSeq, a predicted model, not a curated record